Messenger RNA from Mesorhabditis belari, 444 nucleotides. The record is from the annotation of a GenBank genome assembly. NCBI's taxonomy places the organism in Eukaryota, Metazoa, Nematoda, Chromadorea, Rhabditida, Rhabditidae.
AUGAAAUUCCCCGGCUUUCCCUCGACUUCAUUGAAAGGAUUGACCUCAUCAAUGAAAGCACCUGCAAGAUGGAUACAAAAUAAUAUGCCAACUCUACCGUCUACAUCUAAUUGUUUUUCUUCAUUCAGUUCUUGCACAUCGAGGAGAGGAUUCUUUGCCUCGAGAAAGAAACGCUCGUCUUUAAGUGUUCAACCAUGCGAGUGUAAAAAUGACAACACACAUCCCUCGGAUCACAAUCGAAACUUGAGAUCUGAUCGAAAAAUGAGCAUCUUUAAUGAAACUAAACCAAAGAGUGAAGAUUUCGAUGAUCCGCCUUUUACGAUUGCUGACAAAGUGAUGCCAAGAAGAUUACCACCAUUAAGAGCUCAACAAUUCACUGGAAAAGUGGAGUUGAUCAAGAAAACGCACAAAGCGACAAAGAGCAGCACAGUGGUUUUGACCUAU